This is a messenger RNA of Frankliniella occidentalis (western flower thrips), 695 nucleotides long. Its product is annotated as larval cuticle protein 65Ag1-like. The record is from RefSeq and is a predicted model, not a curated record. Gene Ontology annotation, molecular function: structural constituent of chitin-based larval cuticle. NCBI's taxonomy places the organism in Eukaryota, Metazoa, Arthropoda, Insecta, Thysanoptera, Thripidae. The transcript has 3 exons. Gene Ontology annotation, cellular component: chitin-based extracellular matrix. The coding region runs from base 70 to 561 and encodes 163 amino acids.
CAGAGCUGUAUAAAUAUCGGAGGCCGGACUGGGGAGCGUCACUCGUCCACUCCGAGCCCAACAAGCAACAUGAAGGUCCUGAUCGUCCUCGCCCUCGUCGCCGUGGCUGCCGCCCGCCCCGAUGUGAGCCACAUCCUUGGCCAGCAGCACCACCACCACCAGCAGGCGUACGUCAAGCCCCCCGCAAUCCUCCGUCAGAUCCAGGAGACCUCCGAGCAGGGCGACUACAAGUUCAACUUCAAGACCGAGAACGGUAUCGAGGCUGUCGGCCAGGCCCAGCUCAAGAACGCCGGCUCCAAGGACGAGGCUCUCGUGUCUGAGGGCACCUACUCCUACGUCGGUGACGACGGCCAGACCUACGCUGUUAACUGGGUUGCUGACGAGUUCGGUUUCCGCGCCUCCGGUGCCCACAUUCCCGAAAUCCCAGAGGAGAUCAAGAAGGGUCUCGAGCAGUCCGCCAACGAGCCCGAAGACGACGGCCAGUACCGCGAGGACCCCAACUCCUACGACCGCGAGGGCGCCCAGUUCCAGCAGACCCAGACCCAGUACAGGAGGUUCUAAACGAACACCUGUUGCUACCACGUUACCCUGCAACCUAGUCAAGGCACUCAACCCAACCCUCAAACGGACUGACCAAAUGUGUUCUUUAGAGAAACAAAUUGCGAAAUGAAUAAAACGUAUCUUCCUCCAUCCUA